Triplophysa rosa is the source of this 2005-nucleotide messenger RNA. Its product is annotated as interferon-inducible GTPase 5-like. Gene Ontology annotation, cellular component: membrane. The transcript is spliced from 4 exons. The record is from RefSeq and is a predicted model, not a curated record. Bases 319 to 1509 code for a protein of 396 amino acids. Gene Ontology annotation, molecular function: GTP binding. NCBI's taxonomy places the organism in Eukaryota, Metazoa, Chordata, Actinopteri, Cypriniformes, Nemacheilidae.
CCGCGUCUGCUUUUACGAUGUACAAUAACUGCCCUUGUUGUUUAAAGAGAAUCUUCGACAAAAUAGUUACAGAUGUAGUGUUGCUGCUGUGCACCGCAGACACAGCAGCCUGCUUCAAAACGCGUCACGUACCACGAGAGUGAAGUGGGACCACCAGCAACUCUGCUACAGUUACCCCAGAACAGCACUGCCCACACUUAAAGCAAAUGAACCUAAGAGGAAUUCAAGAGGAGCAAUUCAGGCAGCAAAGUUACUUGCCUUUUGUUUACCUUUAGUACAAAGUGAAAGACUGAAAACUUUGAGCGAGGUGCUAUAAAGAUGGAUGAGGAAUUUUGCAUAAUAGGACAAGAAGAGCUGGAUGAAAUUAAAGAAGCAUUAUCCACUCAAGAUAUGCCAACAGCAAUUACUAAAAUCAAGAAUGUUCUUGAGCAGCAAGACCGUGUUGAGUUAAAUAUUGGCGUGACGGGAGAAUCUGGUUCUGGAAAGUCCUCAUUUGUCAAUGCUUUUAGGGGUAUAGGGGAUGAAGAAAAGGGCUCUGCCCAAACUGGUCCAGUGGAGACCACAAUGCAAACACAAGUUUACCUUCACCCAAAAUAUGAAAAUGUGAAAGUGUGGGAUCUCCCUGGAAUCGGGACACCAAACUUCAAAGCCAAUGAGUACCUUGAACAAGUUCAGUUUGAACGUUAUGAUUUUUUUAUCAUUAUUGCUUCAGAUCGGUUCAGAGAAUGUCACACCCAGCUGGCCAAAGAGAUCAUGAGGAUGGGGAAGAAGUUUUACUUUGUUCGUUCCAAAAUUGACUCAAACAUUCUUGCUGAAUCCAGAAAAAAAAGCUUUGACCAAGAAAAGACCCUAAAUACCAUACGGGAGGACUGUGAAACAGAAUUGACAAAGAUUGGUAUUGAGGCUUCUGUUGUGUUCUUGAUCUCCUGCUUUGAACUGGGCAAGUAUGAUUUCAAUCUGAUGCAGGAGAGGAUGGAGAAAGAGCUUCCCCAGCAUAAGAGACACGUGCUGAUGUUGGCCAUACCGAAUAUCACGCUGGAGAUCAAUGAGAGAAAGAAGAAAGCUUUAGAGGAAAACAUUUCCAGAGUAGCCCUCCUGUCUGCUGGCGUAGCUACAAUUCCUCUUCCUGGUCUUUCUGUUUUUGUGGAUUUAGCCAUCGUGAACAAUGAGAUAGAGAAGUACUACAGUGUCUUUGGUCUGGAUGAUCCCUCUCUGCAGAUGCUGUGUGAAAGAUCUGGUAAGACCAUAGAAGAACUAAAGAAUGUGAUGAAGUCACCGUUGCAUCUUGGGAUAAACCCAACUGCUCUCAUAGGCUUGCUGGGAGCUGCAUCGCUGUAUGUAUCAGAGAAUGCUGUUGAGUAUGUCUGCAGUCUCGUACCUGUGCUUGGCACUAUGGUAGCAGGAGGAAUGUCUUACUUGACCAUCUCAAAAAUGCUAAAGAAAGCUUUGAAUGAGUUAGCUGAAGAUGCCAAGAAUGUGCUGAUAGCUUCACUGGAGACUGAAGUGUGAUAAAAUGCCACAGAUUUUCAGGCCCUACAGGACAGACUGAUAAACAUUAUGACAGACUUCAAGUCACAGCUUUUCAUAUAAAGCAGAAAAGCAACAUAAAAAAUUUUUGUUUAGUCCCUUCAGGCUUGCUGUAUUCUGGUAUUUUUAGACUGUUCAAAUUAGUUUUGAGAUAAAUAAUAAUCCAUGGCUUCUGGGUUUACAAAGUAUGCAAAGGUCAUGCACUGUAAAAAAAAUCCCGUAAAAAAACAGAUAAAGUACUGGCAGAAAAUUACCAGUACAUUUUCCUUUAUUUUACGGACAUUUCCAUUAAUGCUAAAAUGCAAAUGAAUGCAGUGCAAAAUGUAAAAUACAGGCAAAACAACUGUAAAAAUGAACACGGAAAAUUCCUUCAUAUUAAUACAGUAUAUUGUGCCCUAUUUUUACGGCUUUUUUUUAGUGUGUGGUAUUGUGCAUGUCAAAAUGUCUUGACUCUUGUCUCCAAGGACCCAACUGUAUA